Messenger RNA from Aspergillus puulaauensis, 717 nucleotides. RefSeq lists its product as uncharacterized. The transcript is spliced from 2 exons. The coding region runs from base 1 to 717 and encodes 238 amino acids. The record is from RefSeq and is a predicted model, not a curated record. NCBI's taxonomy places the organism in Eukaryota, Fungi, Ascomycota, Eurotiomycetes, Eurotiales, Aspergillaceae. Gene Ontology annotation, biological process: secondary metabolic process. Gene Ontology annotation, molecular function: CoA-ligase activity.
AUGCCUGCUAUUAUCUGGGGCUGCCAUUAUGCGGGUGGUGUCGUUGCGCCUGUAAACCCAGAUCUCUCUGUAUCUGAACUAAAACAGCAGCUCGUGAGAAGCCAUGCAAAGGCCUUGGUUGUGCAUCCGAAAUGCCUCGAGACAGCUAUAGAAGCCUCGCGCCUGGCAGGACUCCCCACAGAAUAUCUCCUAUCCCUGAAUGAUAACAGACAAGAUAUCAAGACAGUCAGGAGUUUUAUUAAGGAGGCACCAGACCCUGCAGGCGAAAUUCUUAGACCAAGCCGUGUCACCCCGGAUAAUCUAGCAUAUCUCGUCUAUUCAUCGGGGACAACCGGGCACCCUAAGGGUGUUAUGAUCUCUCAUCAGAAUGUGGUCGCUGCUGUGCUACUUCAGGCAGAGGUCGAAGCACCGCAUACUCACUGGGAGGCAGAUCAGACUCUGGCGGUGUUGCCAGUCUACCAUAUAUACGGAUUGAUCUGCCUUAUGCAUCUAGCGAUAUGGCUAGGUAUCAAUACGGUACUUAUGGAGAAGUUUGAGCUCCAUCACUUCUGCCUGAUCGUGCAACAAUCUCACAUCACACAUGUAUACAUGGCGCCACCAAUCGUGCUCCAUCUUGCCAAAAAUCGCGAGGUGGACAAAUACGAUCUCACUUUGCUGAAGAUGAUGACAUCUGGUGGUGCUCCUUUGGCGGCUGCCUUGAUCAGAGAGCUUUACUAG